AAAAAACUGCUGUCGUGCUCCUGUGUAGGUUUACAACCUGGAAGCAGUUCAAUAGCACCGUUGCCGACGACCGCCACAGACCAAACCCUGCCUCGCGUUGCCUGCAGAGUGCAGCAGCGCAUGACGAGGAAAUAGACGGCAACAAAAUUGCCUUGCCUACUGCCUGCAAAAACUAGGAGAACGCCUGACCUCUUCCCCCCUUGACCUGAAGAGCGCGCCGCAACGCCGGGUGCCCCUCGUCGCCGCCAUGUUCAUCUGCCGGGGCUGCCUUCGCAGCCUCGCAAGCUUAGGCGCGGCUCCUGCCAGCUCGCGACUGCUCAAUUCUUUACCGAAUAGGACCCCGGGCCUGCUCUCCAGCCGGAGGACCUACGUGGCCGGGGAAGGGAUCCAGAUCGACGUGCGCAGCGCUCUGGCGGCGGCCGACCGCAGCAAGCCCAAUGACGAGGCGGCCCCAUCCAAGAAGGGAAGAUCCUCAGGCGACCGGAUGCUCGAGGAUGACGGGGAACAAAUGGAAUACGAGCACGCGCAGGCCCUGUCGGACAACGAGCCAGGAAGGCGCAAGUACUUGCGCAAACUGGAAACGACCGUCAAGAAACACCUCGAGCACUUCACGGACCCCUAUCACAUUGCCCAACAUGUCAGCAGAGUGCUCCAGAAGGGCAGCUUUGACGAAGCUCUCCUGAUGACGCGCAUGGCCAGCCGCAACAAGAAGGUCGAGGUCAGCUGGAACCAUCUGAUCGACUACCAGAUGAAGAACCAUCGUCUCCAUGCCGCCGUGAAGCUGUACAAUGAGAUGAAGAAGCGGGGGCAGAUACCCAAUGCAAAGACGUACACCAUCAUCUUCCGCGGAUGUGCUGCUUCCAUCCACCCAAAGCUCGCCGUGUCGGAAGCCACCAGGAUCUAUAACUUCAUGAUCAAGCACGCCGCCCUCAGGCCGAAUACGAUCCAUAUGAACGCCGUGCUCGAGGUCUGCGCACGUGCUGGUGACCUCGAAAGCCUCUUCACCGUCCUUGCCACCUGCAACGAGGGUUUGCGCGCUCCUGACGCCUACACUUAUACCAUCGUCUUGAACGCCCUCAGGCACGACUCGGAGGCCGCGAAGAAGAGGGGCUUGGGCCUCGUCGACGCCGAAGUCAAGCGAGAGAUGCAGAAAAACAUUCACAGGGGAAGGGCCAUCUGGGUCGAUGUGAUUGCGAACUGGAGAAGUGCCAGGACCAUUAUUGAUGCAGACCUAGUAUUCGCUAUGGCAAGACUGCUUACGACGGGAGACUACCAAGACAACGAGAGCGUCCUGGACCUGUUAUGGCAGACCAUGAAGAUCCCGAGGCUCGACCAACCCAAAGCAAAGCUCCCGCCAGCCGCUGCCGAUUCCGGGAGGACGCUCGAAGAUGCUGCCGCCGACGCCAGCCCCCCGGCCCCCUCCGCUGAAGAAGCGCCUGACACUAAGGACAUGUCGGCCAGAGAUCGAAAGCAGCUGGCGCAGACGAGGGCACAGAAGACGCCGCUGUACGCGAAACCGGACUCCAAAACGCUGGCCGUCGCGCUCACCGCGCUCGGCAACACGCGCAAGACGUCGCACGCGGUGAAGUACUGGGACUACUUCACCAAGACGCUCGGCGUCCGGCCCGACGCCGAGACCUACUACUGCUACCAGCGCACGCUGGCCAUCGGCCACGCGAGCGCGCAGAUGGCCGCGCUGGUCGAGGCGAUGCCCCCCGAGAUCGUCACCUCCAUCACCUUCCGGCGGGCCCUGCGCACCUGCAUCGACGACAACCUCAACCACGACGCCUUCAAGCACGCCUGCCGCAUCUUCGACCUGCUCGUCGCCCGCCAGCGCUACCCGGACCCGCUGUCGGUGCGCCUCUUCCUGCACGCGGCGCGCGCCAACACGCGGCACUUCCUGCCGGCGCCGGAGCCGCCCAAGGACGCCACAGACGCAGCCGCAGCCGCAUACGCCGAGGAGGAGGAGAAGAAGAAGGAGGCGCUGGGGCGGCAGCUGGUGACGGCGGUCGACCGCGUGUGGGAGCCGCUGCGGAUCCUGUCGGGAUCGCUGUCGUACCCGGAGGAGCCGGCGCGGUCGCCGGCGGAGGAGCUGUCGCGGCAGCGCGGCGACAUGCAGGAGAUCAUGGCGACGGCGCGCCGUACCAUCUCGGCCAUCGACAAGGUCGUCAACAACGGCCUGGCCGACCGCGCCACCACCAAGCUGCUGCGGACCCGGCGCGCCAUCCUGCAGCGCCAGGUCGAGCGCUGGAUUCUCAAGCUGUACCCGCAUGGCGAGCCGAAGGAUGAGCGAGCUAGCUUGAAAAAGGAUAUGCAGGAUGCCGGGUUUGACAGGCGCGACUCCGACUCCAGUUCGGCUCGCCGCGCGGUGUGAUGUUUUGUACUAUCUACUUGAGGCGUUUAGACCGGGCUGUGAAGGGCUUGUACGCCGCAACUUGUACACUAUUUUCGCUUUAGACGUACCUAUGCAUGUACAAUAUGAUAUGGUGGUG
Thermothielavioides terrestris NRRL 8126 is the source of this 2492-nucleotide messenger RNA. RefSeq lists its product as uncharacterized. Gene Ontology annotation, molecular function: protein binding. Lineage: Eukaryota; Fungi; Ascomycota; Sordariomycetes; Sordariales; Chaetomiaceae. The transcript is spliced from 2 exons. The coding region runs from base 248 to 2374 and encodes 708 amino acids. The record is from RefSeq and is a predicted model, not a curated record.